AUGAAAUUGCUUACUUUAAACAUGUGGCUCAUCAAUUCGCUCUCCUUCAAAAAGUCUCCUCCACCAUUUAAGAAGGAACGAACGGAGGGAUUUUUAAGACAUUUAGCAAACGGUUUUGAUGAAUUUGAAAAUUGUGUUUUGGAGGAAACAACAAGCCGAUCCAAAAAGAACAAUUCCGAUCACCUUCAUCAUGAUGAUCGAGCCAUCUCAACAACAACAGGAGGCAUUGAAUCUUCGUGUGUGAUCGCAGAUGAAAAAAUUACAAAGAAAAACAAAGAACAACAAAAAUCAGGCAAGAUAGCAACAACGUCUCACAAAAUGUUUGAUGUGGUUGUCUUGCAAGAAGUGUUUCGAUAUGGAAAUACUUUUUUUGAAUUAUUUGAAAAUACCUUUCAUGAACUGAUUGUAAAAAAGGGAACUAAUGAAUUGAAUUAUCAUGUGGCUUUGUCGGAUCCUCCUUAUCUGUUAUGUCAAGAUUCUGGACUGUUGAUUUUGAGCAAAUAUCCAAUCGUAUUUUCCAAAAAUUACGUUUUUCAAAACGCUAGCUGGAAUGACUAUGUCACAGGGAAAGGAGUCCUAUAUUCCAAAAUUCAAAGUCCACACGAAGGAGUUGUUCAUCUUUUUACGCUUCAUAUGGAUGCACAUGAUGAAAAUAUUCGACGAUGUCAAAUCGAUGAAUUGAUAGCGUUUAUUAGAGAGUGCACAUACAUUUCAUAUGCAAAAAGAAAACACACCAGUUCACAUCAACAUAAUUUGACAAAACAUAAUAUUGUUCUUGCUGGAGAUUUUAACAUUGACAGUUUAGUGGAUGUAGAAAUUUAUGAGUAUUUACUGAAUGAGCUCAACUCAAAAAUUUGUAAAAACUACAUCCAAGAAUGUGAAUUCAGAGACAUUUUUGGAAGCGACCUCACAAAACAUCCUAAAACUCACAAGAAUAUGUGUUUGGAUCACAUAAUAUAUACUGUUCCUUGCCAUUCUAACGACUUGAUUUUCAAUCCAUUUGCCACAAGAGGUCGCAACAAGUCUUCAAGAGAGCCAAACACUCACCCACAAACGUAUCAUAUUGUCGAUUGGAAUUGUGAUAUUGGCAACGAUGAAAAGUAUCCCAUAUCGGACCACUUUGGAAUUGCUGCUGACCUUCGAUUGUGA
Messenger RNA from Naegleria fowleri, 1149 nucleotides. RefSeq lists its product as uncharacterized. Bases 1 to 1149 code for a protein of 382 amino acids. Lineage: Eukaryota; Heterolobosea; Eutetramitea; Acrasida; Naegleriidae. Gene Ontology annotation, molecular function: sphingomyelin phosphodiesterase activity. The transcript has a single exon. The record is from RefSeq and is a predicted model, not a curated record.